CUGACCUAGACAUCGCCAGUACGUAGUUCUCGACCGUUAGUUUCAAUGGAGCGCACGUUUGCCAUUAUCCAUGGGAAUCACCUGACAUCCAUAAGAAGACGGCAGCUGCCUCUCACACCAUCAUACUCGUUCACGGACUACUGGUCACAAGGUCAGACCAUCAAUAACGCCAUUACAGACAUUGCGACACCACCUACCACGGGACUUCUUCCAUUCAAUAUCUAUGUCCCACUAUCGCGAGCUCGUGGCCGAGACGGAAUUCGGUUGUUGUGAGAUUUUUGACGAGAACUUGCUGGUGACACAUUCGUCAGAACAUUUGAGAAUUGAAGAUGAAAGGUUGGCACUUGCGCACAUGGUG
This is a messenger RNA of Suillus clintonianus, 358 nucleotides long. RefSeq lists its product as uncharacterized. The coding region runs from base 46 to 273 and encodes 75 amino acids. The record is from RefSeq and is a predicted model, not a curated record. The transcript has a single exon. Lineage: Eukaryota; Fungi; Basidiomycota; Agaricomycetes; Boletales; Suillaceae.